GGGCUUAUCGACGGCAGCGGGCGACUUGCUCGUCACCAGGGACCGGAAAGGUGAGGCGAGUGCGGCUGCGAAUACGAAUACAUACCAAUAUCCACCAAGGGUUUAGGGUUGUUUCUUUUCGGUUAGUCCGGCGCAAAAAAUUAAACUUUUGAGCCUCAACCCAACUUUCACCUGCUCGAGUCGCCCCACCAACGAGUCAGUCAGUCGCACACACCAACACUGCACGACACCCUCGCAUCCUCUCACAACCACAAUCAUGGGCAAGGUCCAAAAGCGUUCCGGCCACGGCGGCGACAAACCCUACUCCCGUGGCGGAGGAGGCAGCGGCCCAUCGGCAUCAGCGAAAGAGGCCGCGAGUAAGGCGGUCAACAAGGUGUUCAAGAUGAACACAGACCUCGGCCAGCACAUCCUGAAGAACCCUGGAGUUGCCCAAGCCAUCGUCGACAAAGCGGGGCUCAAGCAGAGCGAUAUCGUCCUCGAAGUCGGACCCGGAACCGGCAACCUGACAGUCAAGAUCCUCGAGAAAGCGCGGCACGUGCAAGCGGUCGAGAUGGACCCGCGCAUGGCGGCGGAGCUCACAAAACGAGUGCAGGGCACGCCGUUCGAAAAGAAGCUCUCGAUCCUCCUCGGCGACGUGAUCAAGACCGAGCUGCCCUACUUCGACGUCUGCAUCUCCAACACGCCGUACCAGAUCUCGUCGCCGCUGGUGUUCAAGCUGCUAGCGCUGUCGCCCGCCCCGCGCGUGUGCGUGCUCAUGUUCCAGCGGGAGUUCGCGAUGCGCCUCGUCGCCCGCCCCGGCGACCCGCUGUACUGCCGCCUGUCGGUCAAUGCGCAGAUGUGGGCGCGCUGCACGCACAUCCUCAAGGUCGGGAAGAACAACUUCAAGCCGCCGCCGAAGGUGGAGAGCUCCGUGGUGCGCAUCGAGCCAAAGAACCCGAGGCCCACGGUUAGCUACGAGGAGUGGGAUGGCCUGCUGCGCAUCGUGUUUGUGCGCGGAAAUCGGACGAUGCGCGCUGGCUUCGCGAGCAGGGCCGUCAUGGAGAUCGUCGAGAAGAAUUAUAGGACCUGGUGUGCCACGAAUGAUGUGCCCGUCGAUGAGGAGGUCGAGAUGGAGGACGUCCCUGUGGAUGGCGAGGAGGAGGUUGAGGAGAUGGAGGUCGACGAUGAUAUGGGCACGGGACAGGUGCAGAAGAUCAAGGUCAAGGUGGGGAAGAAGAAGAGGGGCCGUGUGCAGGAGCUCGUCAGGGCAAAGGUCGACAAGGUGCUCGUGGAAACGGGGCUGGGAGAGAAGCGUGCCGUCAAGUGCGAGGAGGGAGACUUCUUGAAGCUGCUAUAUGCUUUCAAUAUGGAGGGUAUCCACUUUAGCUAGAGUAGUGGGAGGGAGCGGGAGAUAAUUUAUGGCGUUCGGCGUUUGCUAUUUUAUAGGUAGUACAUGAGUAUAAAAGUCGGAUUUUAGGAGACGGAUGAACUGGUCAGAGG
Messenger RNA from Tricharina praecox, 1479 nucleotides. RefSeq names its product dimethyladenosine transferase. Gene Ontology annotation, biological process: rRNA methylation. Gene Ontology annotation, molecular function: rRNA (adenine-N6,N6-)-dimethyltransferase activity. The record is from RefSeq and is a predicted model, not a curated record. Gene Ontology annotation, cellular component: mitochondrial matrix. The transcript is spliced from 2 exons. Bases 257 to 1369 code for a protein of 370 amino acids. NCBI's taxonomy places the organism in Eukaryota, Fungi, Ascomycota, Pezizomycetes, Pezizales, Pyronemataceae.